Messenger RNA from Acanthaster planci (crown-of-thorns starfish), 2277 nucleotides. Its product is annotated as organic cation transporter protein-like. Gene Ontology annotation, biological process: transmembrane transport. NCBI's taxonomy places the organism in Eukaryota, Metazoa, Echinodermata, Asteroidea, Valvatida, Acanthasteridae. Gene Ontology annotation, cellular component: membrane. The record is from RefSeq and is a predicted model, not a curated record. Gene Ontology annotation, molecular function: transmembrane transporter activity.
UAAAGGGAAUGCGUUCAACCGCGUCAAGUGGUGCGGACACGGGUGUUUUUUUUCCCCGUGUACCUUUAUCUAUUGUAAAACCGUAUUCAAAUUAGGACCUGCGCAUAGGGCACUGGGCCCCGGCCCUUACUACGUAUUCUAUACGCCUGCAAGUUCUGUUGCUCUUUGGCUUGCCAGGGUGGUUCGGUCGCUUCUAGGCGGGGAGGGGGAGUUACUUUUUCCUAAAUUCUUCUAAGCGCAGAAAUUGUCGGCAUGCAUUUCGAUCGUAUCCUAGUGCAUGUUGGUGCGUUCGGCAAGUUUCAGAAGGUCAUUUGCGUUCUGCUGAGCCUUGUUGCUAUACCGUGCGCUUGGCAUUCCAUCGCCCAGGUAUUCCUGGCAGCAGAGACCGACCACUUGUGCGCCGUGCCGGCCGAUCAAUCCCUGAACUGCACCGGGCUGGACCUCGAGACUGCGGUGGAGUGUCUGAACCAACAGAAGGAGCUCACCAUCCCGUUCACAGUGGACAAGGAAGGCCAGGUCGUGUACUCAAAGUGUGAGCGGUACGUGGAAGCUUGGGACGGGGAAUUGGAAGGGAAUGGCACCAAUGGAACACUGCAGAGGGAUGAGGCCAGCAAUGAGACUAUACCCUGCGAUAGAGGAUGGGAGUAUGAUCGCUCGCAGUAUCAUAGUACCAUCAUACAAGAUUUUGAUCUGGUGUGCUCUAGAAAGGACCUACCAGGGCUGUCCCAGUCGGUAUUCUUUGCCGGGUUGCUCACUGGGUCGUUCAUCUGGGGUGCUGUUGCGGAUUGGUGCGGUCGCAAGCUGACGAUUUUUAUCAGCCUUUCUCUGGCCUCAGUCAUUUGCACUGCCAACAGUUUUGUUCCCACUUUUGCAGCUUACACCGCUCUUCGUUUUUUCAUCGCCGGGCUCAAUUUUGGUGUCUAUUUGAUCUCUUUUGUCUUAGUGUCGGAGAUUGUCGGCCCUACGUAUCGAUCCAUGGUGGGUACGUUGAUUGCCGUCUUCUUCUCUAUAGGCUACGCUCUUCUGGCCGUCAUUGCAUAUCAACUGCGGCAGUGGCGCCAACUGCACUUGGCUAUCUCUUUGCCAUGGUUCCUGUUUUUCCUCAUCCUCCUAGUUAUUCCCGAGUCUCCAAGAUGGCUGGUGACCAAAAAGAAAUACAAGGAAGCGGAGAAGAUCAUCAAACGAGUUGCUCACUUUAACGGCAAGAGUGUGCCAGAAAAUCUGUUCGACGAUGGAGAGGAAGAAACGCUCCAAGUGAAAACGGUGCUACCCCGCCAAGCUACCCAGAUUGACCUCUUCCGAACCCCGAACAUGAGAAGGAAGACCCUCAACAUUUUCUUCAACUGGUUUGUGAACAGCCUGGUGUACUACGGCCUCUCUCUGAGCACCUCCGGCCUUGGCGUGGACGACUAUGUAGCUGCCUUCGUGUCGGGCGCUGUCGAGAUGCCGGGCUACUUGUCGAGCUGGCUGGCUAUUCAGAAGCUCGGCCGACGCCUUUCACUCUUCCUGUACCUAUGCGUAGGUGGCUUGGCUUGUCUUACCACCAUCUUCAUCGCGCCAGGUGUUGCGAGAGCUACGGUGGCUAUGAUUGGGAAAUUUGCCAUCUCUGGGUCCUUCAAUAUCAUCUAUAUAUACUCCGCUGAGCUGUACCCGACACCCGUUAGGAGCAUGGGCGUUGGAAUGUCGUCCAUGUCAGCCCGGCUCAGCGGCGUGAUAGCCCCUGUUAUUCUCAUCCUGGGCAACUACUGGGAGCCUAUCCCGCUGAUCGUCUUUGGGGGAUGCUCUCUGCUGGCCGGUGCUCUGGCACUUCUGCUCCCGGAGACCCUGAAUCAUGCCCUGCCAGAAACCAUUCAAGAAGGGGAGGAGUUUGGUAAGGGCCAAGGUUUCGGUCUUAGGACUUUGUUCAAGACACAGCAUGGGCGCCCCGCUGACGGGGAAAACGCUCCAGGAGACCCAUACAAACGCAUCCCUACCGACAAGACGGAAACCCCCUGCGAGACAUCGCCCAUGUAGAGGGCUUAUCUGGAUGAAAAAAGGAAUGCUCUGGUCACAAUCAUCUCACAGCGGUGCUUCUGUUUACUAUUUUUAUGUUUUGUAACUCUAUCUGCUUGGUUAAAUCACAGCGAUCAAAAUGGGGUAACAGGAAAAUCUCCAAAUUGCCACGUUUGCAACGACCAGACAAUACACUGGUAGAUUACCAGUGGAGUAAAUUUGUACCGGAAAUUUGGGGAUGGGGGAGGGUUUAUUGUUGGGGGGGAUAACGUGCCUAGAUAUGGA